Messenger RNA from Zerene cesonia (dogface butterfly), 2190 nucleotides. RefSeq lists its product as uncharacterized. The record is from RefSeq and is a predicted model, not a curated record. The coding region runs from base 1 to 2190 and encodes 729 amino acids. Lineage: Eukaryota; Metazoa; Arthropoda; Insecta; Lepidoptera; Pieridae. The transcript has 3 exons.
AUGACUUUAAAUAAGCAGAAGAUAUUAAGCGAACUAGGGAGCGUUGUGAAUCAGUUACAGAGUGCGGAUUGUGGUUGCAUGGGAAAGUUAUUUGGUAAUUCUAAUCAAAAUAAUAAUUCAAUGGGUUCGCCGUUUGUACAACAGGGAGGUUAUAAACACAGCUGUUGCCAUGGGCACGGAUGCGGGUAUAACGGAGUUGCAGGUGGAGAGUCCUAUUCACAAAAGACUCCUUAUUCUUGCAUGGGUCGUUGCAACCCACCCAAACUGUAUGCUGAUACUUAUAACUUUUUAAAUGAAAAUUUAAUGCAACCAGUUGUGAAGGAGGUUUAUCAUGAUCUUAAAACUAUUAGCCCUGCAAAUACAAUUAUGAAUAAUGAAAUGGGUGCAAAAUUGGGCCUAGGUCAAACACAAGGCUUUAAUUCGUACAACCAACUUCCCACGAAUCAAAAUUAUACGAACAACAUUAUGUCAACUGGUCACAUACAAAAUCAACAAGUGAUGCAAAAUCCUCAGAUGAUGCAAAAUUCCCAGAUGCCAGGUACGGCUCACAAUCAGCAAUAUUUAGGGGGGAUGGGUCCUCAAAUUAUGAAUAUGAUAAACGGGGAGUCUAUUGUAGGUUCGCCGCAGCAACAAAGCAAUCAGUUAAAGGAAAUUGGGGCUGCUCAAUCACCACAUGGAAAAGUAGGAUUGACACCUUUAUCUGUGCCUAAUUAUAGCAACUGCAAUAAUUCCGCACAACUGUUUGGUAAAAACAUCAAUCCAAAUGAACAAAAUAUCUAUGCCGCCAAUGUUGCAAAUACAACACCCAACAUGCAAUCAGUAAAUUCUAUGCAGAAAGCAAAUCCAAUGCAGCAAACUCAAUUACCACAGCAAGUGUCUAAUUACGGACAGCACAAUCUUGGUAUGAAAAAAUUCAAUGAAAUGUUCCCAGGUGUUAUGCAAGGCUUAGGUGGUGACUUGGGCUUCGAUCCAAUGUCGAUUGCAAUUCAAAUGAAUCCCGCGAACCAACAACAAGCGGCUAUGAAUACAAUGCAAAAAAUGAUGAACAAUAACGAAAAUCUUGGUAAAAUACUGACGCCCGCGCCCACACAGCCAGCACAAAAUACAAUCACGCAGCAAAGUCCAACAGUUCCAAAUCCGGUAGGAAAUCCUGCAAAUCAAGUUCAAAAUAACGUAAUUCUGGAUCAGACACAAAUGAACAAUCAACAAAGUAUGAUGGCAUCGAAUCAACCGAAUAACCAACCAACGACAGCUUAUCAACAACAACCGAAUGCAAUUCCCGUGUAUAACCAACAAAUUUACCAAGCUGUUGCAAAUCCUCAGAUGACUCAGCAAUCCUCAUUGCCGCAAACGACUCCACAUCAAAUGUUUGACCCAAAUACGGGUGCGCCUACUACGCCACCAAUUCUAGCCACAGUCCGAGAAGACUUAGUAAUGACACACCCCGUCACACAGCCACAGUCUCACUUACCUAAUCAACAGCAUUUCACACCUCAAACCGUCAAAGAACCAAUAUUUCCUGUGGAUACGACGAAUCAUAAAAUUUACCAUGAUCUUAACCGCAAAAACAUGGAACCAGCGCAUUAUAACACUCUUGGGCAGCCAGUUGAAAAGCUUCCUGGUAAUAUGUACCAUCAACCUAUACCAUCGCUUCCCCAAACAUUGUCUCCUCAACCUUUGCAUACCAAUCAAGCCAAAUACUCCAAUGUAAAGGCAACUGUGAGUAAGACAUCGCUUAUGGGCAAUAAACCCGCUGGCCAGACACCCAGUAGAAGUCAAUUGCAACAAAUUUACAACCAAUACAAAGGUUCUCAAUCAUUUACUCAACAAAGUAUUAAGGCUCCUGUUGAAGGACCCUCGCAGUCUGACAGACGAUUAAACAUUAGUAAGGAAGCAAGACAACAUAAUGUUAUCCCUAUAGAAAAAACGGGAGGUGAUUCAUACGCUAAUAAUCAACCUAUUAUUCAGAAGACGGACAUUGGGCACGUAAAUGGUCAAAUUGGAGAUGUUAUAAAAGAAAAUAAACCAGAAUUGGCAAAACAGGACUUGCCGUCCUCUAAUCGUAAGUAUAGAAAUGGUCUGCAAGAUAUAAUAUAUACUUCAUAUCCAACGUCGGCUGCUUGGAGCUUUCAUGGAGAUGGGCAGCGAUCCAACUUAGUAGGACGUCGUCAUAAUAAAUAUCGUUAUUAA